This is a messenger RNA of Lemur catta (Ring-tailed lemur), 3031 nucleotides long. RefSeq names its product putative ankyrin repeat domain-containing protein 19. NCBI's taxonomy places the organism in Eukaryota, Metazoa, Chordata, Mammalia, Primates, Lemuridae. Gene Ontology annotation, molecular function: protein binding. The transcript is spliced from 22 exons. The coding region runs from base 1508 to 2845 and encodes 445 amino acids. The record is from RefSeq and is a predicted model, not a curated record.
AGGAGUAGUAUAAGAAUCUUGCCACUUUUCCCUCUCAGUAGUGGCAGUGACCAUGACCACAAGAAAGACCAAGUUCUGUAUUUUAGGCUAAACUUCUAAGACCAUUACGGAAAGACGUGUCCAGGCAAAAUGACACCAUGCCUCCGCAAAUUUCUGAAACAAAAUUCCCAAGUAGUUCUGCCUUUUUAACUCUUGAAGAUUCUGCGAAAAAAACAGAGAAGGAUGGAAGAUGUUGUGUUUUAAUUUUGCUUUGACAUUGGAGAUCAGCUUAUGUAUAAGAAUUGCUGGUGUUCUUCCUCUUUUAAAGAAGCAAGACGACUCAAAUGAUGACCUGUAGCAGGGGUUGGUAAACUUUUGUCUGUGAAGGACCGGAUAGGCUUCGAGGUCCUCACCCACUAAGCAAGUUCUCUUCCUCGGAGCACUCAGAAGAUGAAGAAAAUGUAUAUAAGGCACUACUUAAUUGUUGAUUGUGAACCAAGAGUCAUUACUGGAGAGUACUAGCUUCAAACAUACGCUGCAAAACUUGGAAGAUAGAGGCAUCUUCACUCCAUCCUGAGAAGUUGUGCCAGAGAGCUUGAAUGAGUCUGCCCUUCUCACAACCUUUGAAAACUUCACUGGAGAACUGAGAAGAAAAUACAAGGUUAGGUACAGAAGGAGUCCACUUUAUUCAAAAGAUGCAAAGAAAGCACUGAAUUGCAUAAUGAAACUUUUAAACCAGAUAUACCUGUGCAGAUUCAAUAAGCUAGAGAAGUUUCAGAAUUUUGUUCUUCAAGGGUUGAGCAAUCUUGAGAAGGAUAUUCAGCCCCUGGAACACCUUGAAAAGGACGCUCUGGAGUUCGAGGGGAAACAGUCUGCUGAUCUGAAAUUGUUCUGUGAUCUGCAAGUGCUGAGGUGUUCCUCUGCACCCUGACCGUCUGUCCUCUGAGGAUCCGUUUCGUCUUCAGGCGGCUGUGUCCAGAAAAAAACUUAUAAUCUGGGUUACAGACUUCCAGAUGGAGGUUUGAAAUCUACCUAUAGUAGAUCUCCAUUUGCAGGUUUGAACCCCCCUCCAUACCCUGUACAAGGAGCCUUAAUGGCAUACCCUAGUUGCAGAACAUCUGUAGGGACCCUGAGGCAGCCCAUGGCGAGCCUCCCCAGCUUGCGCAGGCGUCUGAGCUGUAGCAUCCAGACCCACACUGCGAGGGCCGCGGAGCUGGGCAACCGGAUCCCGCUUCGCGCGGGUAAAACGGUUUUGUCCGUUAGCAUUGGCGGGCAUGCGCACGGACGGUGUUCCGAGGUGCGCAUGCGCAGGGACGGUGUUCCGAGGUGCGCAUGCGCACUUGUGUCUAACGGCUCAGGUUGGCUCGGCUCGGCUGGGCUCGGCUCUCUUCUGCCUGUCACUUCACUUUGUGUCAGAAACAAGCUUUCUUGGAGCUUGUGUCCAGACCGUGUUCUCUGAGUUGGAUUGGGCUGGGGGGUGGGGGGGGAGAGGAGUAGGUGAGGUGUCUGGAAGCCCACAACCGGCACCAUGAAGAAGUUCUUUACCUCCUUGAGGAAGGAGGGCGAGGGAAAGUCGCCCUCCAAGGGCAGCGGCAAGUCGCCCUCCAAGGGCAGCCUGUGGAAGGCUGUGGUGGCCCACAGGGACGAGAUUCCUGAGAAGGCCUACACGGAGACCUGUUAUGAGAUCGAUGCGAGAGAGCUAACCGAGUUCCACUGUGCUGUUUGCUUUGAGGAGGCAUCUAAAGUUGAGAACAUCCUGAGGGAAGAUCCAUCAUGGUUGGACAGCAGAGAUUGGUACCGCAGGACUGCUCUACAUUUGGCCUGUGCCACGGGCCGGGCAGAAGUGGUGAGACUCCUCAUCAAGAGAAAGUGCAAACUUAACUUGUCUGACAACAAAAAGAGGACAGCUCUGAUGAAGGCCGUCCAGUGCCAGGAGGAGGAGUGUGUAACCAUACUGCUGAAGGCUCUGGCUGAGGUAGAUCGUCAGGAUGCCUAUGGCAACACUGCUCUUCACUAUGCUGUUUCUCAGCAGAAUGUAUCAAUAGCAAAACAACUGCUCUCAUCUGGUGCAUUUAUUGAUCGCCGAAACAAGAGUCACCUCACACCACUUUUACUUGCUGUAAGUCGAAAAGAAGAGGAAAUGGUGAAGUUUUUACUAGCAUUUGGAGCAAACAUAAAUGCAGUUGAUAAGUUGAAAAGAAAUGCUUUCAUGCUGGCGAAAGAGUCUCAGUCAUCACGUGUACUCAGUCUUCUUCAGGACCAUGUUGAUAGGAUGGCCUUAGGACAGAAUCUAGACAAUGACACUCUUGCUAGUGGUUUUAAUAGAAAUAGAAUUCCCCAACAAAUUUCACAAGAUAAAGAAGAAAAGAUUCUGGAAAAUCCUUCUCAAAUUAGCAAUCCAGUAGUGGAUGAGAUUACUGAAGACCCCAUGUUCAGGAUUUCCAUCAAACCGGAUAUUUAUGGAAAACCAGAUACUGACUCAUUUUCUGAACACCUCGAUGUUGAUACCAAGAAUGUUCUGCCACCAGGGGUAAUAAAGCAAAUGACUGCUUAUGGGCGACACAUGAAAACUGUACAAGCCAAAUUUACUGUGAGAACAGAAGAUGGAACAAUGUUUGAAGACAGUAUUUUUAAUGAUCCACCUGUGGUUCCAAGCCUUCCCACAGCAUCAGUCGAUGUGCAGGGCUUUCAUGAUCCGUUCCUGCAACCACCUGGCCCUGGUCUGAAAGCUUCCUUCAAGUCUUCAACUAAGCCAGGUAGUACAGAGGAGGAGACAACAAAGCCAGCAGGUUUAAGAGAGGAAAAUGGUAUGAGUAUUAUUGAAAAUGCUCCACGAGAGCAAAAUGUAAUGUCACUUUUACUGUAACACGUGAAAAUAGCACAAGCGGUAAAUCAGUGAAUAUCUCUGAGAUUUCUCCAUGCGUAAAUACUGUCGUAAAGACACCAGUUAACAUAUGUGGCUUCAAAUGUAACAACCGUUUCCUGUAAUUAUUUUUCUUUUCCUGUUUUCCUUCAUACGGCCUACCUUUUGUUCUUUUAAUCUGCAUCGAUU